GGAAUAAAGAACAGACCCCGUGUUGGCAAAUUAACCGGCGUGGUCGAAGCGCACGUGGUCCUACGACGAUUAAUUAUAAUCGGAUGUAACAAUAAUAAUACAACAGAGUGAAAUACAAGCUGUGCUCAAGAUUAAAAUUACAAUAUGUCAAAAGACAGUGAAGCAUGUUCCAGUCAAGUCUCGAAGAGCCACGAGCCUGUUGUGGUACAUAAUAGAACAACGAAACAGUUAUCAAAGCAAGAUCUAAAAUAUUCCGUUGUCAAAUUUAAUGAAGAAUGUGAAGAAGACGAAACAUAUUCUGUGAUUCCAACUUUUUGGUUAAAAGAUGAUAAAUACACUUAUUGGCCAAAAAAAGAUACACGUAAUUCUAUUUUAAAAUGCAAGAAACCUCGCAAUGAUUGGAUGCUUUAUCCAGUUACUGUUCUCGCCAAAUAUGAUUUAUAUGAACAUGCUCUAAGAAAAGAAAAGAGAUUGAUGGAAGACAAAAGUAGUAAUAAUGAAUCAGAAAAUUUAGGCCGUGGACUUAGGAAAAGAAUGAUUCCAAAUCGUUUUGAAAAAGAGAAUGAUAAUAGUAGUGAUUCGAGCAAAACAGAUAAAGAAGAAAACAGCAUCAGUGAUAACGAUUCGAUUCCUGAUAAGACUUUAGAUGAACAAGAUAAUGAUGACCAAAAUGUUGAUGGGGAUACACAAAUCAUGAAUAUUUAUGACCUUCCUGUUGUUAUAGAAACAGAGAACAAUACUAUUCCUGUGAAUAAUACUAAUCAAACUCUUGAUUCUAUUCUACGUUACGUUAUUGAAAUAAAAAUUUUAUGUACACGAUUAGAUAAUCGCUUACAUAAUGUAGAAAAUGGCAAUCAUGUAAUAAAUAAUCAUAAUACUGAUAUGAUUCCACAAUUACCAAUGAAUCAAAUUGAAGACAUUGAUAAUUUUGAAGCUAUAUUAGUGGCAGAAGAAGCGCAAUCACAAUUGGUUAACAUGUUGGUUUUGAUUGGUGGUGUUACAUCAAAAGACGCAUUAAAAAGAGCUUUGCAAAAGUUGUUUUCUAACAAUCUUGUUUCAAAAUGUUCUUGGACUGGAGCAAAGAACAAUUUUAAAUUAAAGGAUUUAAAAAUUAUUACUUGCAUAAAAUCUGCUAUAAAAAAAAGUUGUCCUGCCGUUACAGAAGCGGAGUUUGAAGAAAAUUUAAAAACUUGGUUCAGACAAAUCUCCGAUUAACUCGCGAAAAUGCGAGAGCUAAUGCAGCGAAUAAUGACGCAUAAAUAUACCACACAGUAAAAUUAUAGGUGCUUUCCAUUUAUACUAAAACUCAGAUAAUUCUCACUUGUGACGUCAUGACUCAGUUGCAUGCACGUUCUUUUAGUUUCUCACAAGUGAGAUUUAACUGAGUUUUUACUUUCAAUCUGCACAAGCUCGAGAUCGUGUGGUUUACUGAGUCCAAUAGACUCACUUUAAAAGUGAGGUUAAGGAAAAAUAAGUCGUAAUUUGUCGUUAAUUUCACUGAACAAUGACGUCAUUAUCUGAGCAUGAAAUACUCAGAUCACUUCAGACUCAGUUUCACUUGCGUGAUAAUGAAAAGCAGCUAAU
Molecule: messenger RNA, 1584 nt
Organism: Wasmannia auropunctata (little fire ant)
Lineage: Eukaryota; Metazoa; Arthropoda; Insecta; Hymenoptera; Formicidae
Exons: 9
Coding region: 145-1215 (356 amino acids)
Source: RefSeq, a predicted model, not a curated record